AUGGUUUUGCUAGAGCAAGAGGAUCGGUUUACACUUUACACACAGGGAGUGUGUAUCAUUGUGACAGCUGCUUACUCAGGACAGUCAUGCUGUGAAACAGAUACGCUACUGCAGGGGCACUACUUGAAAGAUGGGCAAGAGCUCGUUUCAUCUUUCAAUAUCUUCGAGCUCAAGUUUUUCAACUUCGAGAACUCAAGAAACCGGUAUCUUGGGAUUUUCUACAACAACUUGUAUCUUGGCGAGUUCCAAGACAGGGCUGUCUGGAUUGCUAACCGUAACAACCCUAUUCCGGGAGGCCCUGGAAGCCUCACAGUGGACUCCCUCGGCAGAUUGAAGGUUUUAAGAGGAGCAUCAAGCUUGCUUGUGCUAAGCUCUACGGAAACCACAGGAAACACGACCCUCAAGCUGUUGGAUUCCGGAAAUCUUCAGCUCCAGGAGAUGGAUCCUGGUGGAUCGGUGAGGCGGGUUCUGUGGCAAAGCUUUGAUUAUCCAACGGAUACUCUUCUUCCUGGGAUGAAACUCGGUUUCAAUGUCAAGACCGGGAAGAGAUGGGAGCUGACGUCACGGCUAGGUGAUACUUUACCUGCUUCUGGAUCUUUUGUCUUUGGGAUGGAUGAUAAUACUACAAACAUGUUGACCAUCUUGUGGCGUGGAGACAUGUAUUGGGAAAGUGGGCUCUGGUUCAAGGAUCGGUUUUCAUUGUGGGAAUUCAGCAAGUACGAAUCUGCCUUCUUCACUUUUAAUUCAACCGAGAGUGAACACUACUUUACGUUUUCAGUUGAUCUCCACUAUUCUGAUAUAGUAUUUCCCACGGGAAUAUUUGCAAGCUGGUUGCAUAGUCCCGGAUAG
Microthlaspi erraticum is the source of this 849-nucleotide messenger RNA. Lineage: Eukaryota; Viridiplantae; Streptophyta; Magnoliopsida; Brassicales; Brassicaceae. The record is from the annotation of a GenBank genome assembly.